CAUAUCGUUAAAUCGUUAGAAUUCCCAGAAAGAAAAUGUUCCGAGACGUUUACAGUGCUUCCAAGUAGAGUACCAAAGAGGAAUUCUGUCAUAGAUGAGAGAGCUAGACUGACGGAGUUGAAAAUACAUCUCUGACAACGAAAUCGAAGGAGAAUGUAUUGCCUACAGUGGUUGAUUCCGGUGUUACUAAUACCAAAACCAGUAAAUCCAGCAUUACUGGACACACAUGACAUGUUCAUGGCACUCUAUCUACUUGGAUUCUUCCUAGAACGAAAACCAUGCACUAUUUGUAGUAUAGUAUUUCUUGUCACAGUUUCCUUAAUUUGUUACAGUGGCAUAGGUAAAUGUCUCCUUUGGAGCACAAAUUGUGAUACAGUGAGAUGUGGUAAUAGUUAA
Molecule: messenger RNA, 396 nt
Organism: Dufourea novaeangliae
Lineage: Eukaryota; Metazoa; Arthropoda; Insecta; Hymenoptera; Halictidae
Gene: bc10
Product: bladder cancer-associated protein
Exons: 2
Coding region: 154-396 (80 amino acids)
Source: RefSeq, a predicted model, not a curated record